Molecule: messenger RNA, 1476 nt
Organism: Metarhizium album ARSEF 1941
Lineage: Eukaryota; Fungi; Ascomycota; Sordariomycetes; Hypocreales; Clavicipitaceae
Product: DNA replication regulator SLD2
Exons: 2
Coding region: 1-1476 (491 amino acids)
Biological process (GO): mitotic DNA replication preinitiation complex assembly; double-strand break repair via break-induced replication; DNA replication initiation
Cellular component (GO): DNA replication preinitiation complex
Molecular function (GO): single-stranded DNA binding; DNA replication origin binding
Source: RefSeq, a predicted model, not a curated record
AUGGACGGCAAGACCAAGUCUCGGUACGAAAACAAAGCAAAGCAUCUCAGGACGGAGCUGAAAGCUUGGGAGAGCGAGUGGGCACACGCACACGCCGGGAGCAAGCCGGGGCGGCAGGACAUCAAGGACAAUCCCGACAUUGCACGUAAAUACAAAGACUACAACAAAAUCCGUGACAUCCUGUCUGGAAAGCAACCACCAUCGGCAAAAUCGGAACCGAAACCCAACAAGCGCCAGCCGGAUCCGAUUCCUACACAGACGCCACGCAAACGGAGCAAGCAUGUCGGGACCCCAUCCAAGCAACAGUCUCACGACCAAGAGUUGAUGAAUACACCCGCUAUAUCGAGAAAGCUGUUCAGCCCGGCACCUGUAACCUCUCUCGGUCCCACUCCCCAGCGAGACGGCCGCGUCCUGGGCCUAUUUGACCUCUUGGUUGAAAAGGAGCUCGGCACGCCAUCAAAGAAGAACACACCCAGGCCGCCCGGCACACCGGGUCGAAGCCGUGCCAACGUCCAAUCUACGCCUAGCAGGCGGACUGGUGCCUGCGACCCCGGAAGCAUCACCGAGCUAGGCACAACGCCCAUGUCCUCAAGUAAAGUAAACGCCUUGAACACGUUUGCGACGCCAAUCAAGGAUCGACGACUCGGCAGUCUAGACGCCAAGACGCCGUCGUCCGUGUCCAAGCUUCAGUUCGAAACGCCCGCUUUCUUAAAGAGGCAUUCCCUGCCUGCCGUCGACGAGAACGCCAUGUUUGCCGACCCAUCGCCACUGCGACUGCCGAGGAAGCCGCUCGUUCGAGGGUUGAGCGAAAUCGUGGCCAGUCUGAGGAAAGUAGAGGAUGAUGCUCUCGACGACGACGACGACAUGGAUGCUCUUCGGGCGGCUGAGAAUGGGAGUGCGGAUAUUCGCGGACCGACGUCUCCAUCGCUGAGCACACGACGAGCUCCUACUCCCGCGGCAGCAUCUGCCGUGGAGGUGGAGGUGGAGGUGGUGCAAGAUGGUCAACGACCAGCAUUGCUGGGUGGCCUCGACGAUGAGAACAUGUACGACAGUCCCGUCGAGGACGGCCUCGAUCAAAGUGGCAACCCCUUACCAGUAUACAAGAAGAAAGGACAAAAGAGAACAACCCGCAAGGUCAACAUCAAACCAACACGGAUAAGGAGGCCGAACAACAUCCCCACGGGCCAAGACGGCGACGGCGAUGGUGCUGGAGAGGACAUGAUUCCAGAAACGCAGCUUGUCGAUGGUCCAGACGCAGAUAUCGGGGACGUCGCAUCAGGCAGUGAUUUUGAAAACGACGAAGCAUUCAAAUCAUCGAAAAGAACAGCAAAGUUGGCCGCGAAUGAGGGGCCCGUUAAAAAAGUAGCAAGGAAGGUGAACGAGCUCGCUCACGCCAAUUUCCAUCGGCUCAAGUUGAGGAAUAACGGGGCCAAGGGAGGGCCAGGUUAUAACAGCAGGUUUCGGCGUCGUCGAUAA